This is a messenger RNA of Anopheles coustani, 1523 nucleotides long. RefSeq lists its product as uncharacterized. Lineage: Eukaryota; Metazoa; Arthropoda; Insecta; Diptera; Culicidae. Bases 1 to 1134 code for a protein of 377 amino acids. The transcript has 3 exons. The record is from RefSeq and is a predicted model, not a curated record.
AUGUCUGAUCCCACGUGCUUCAAAUUUACCACGACUAAUAACAGUUUUACGUUAGACAAUGGGAAAGAUGCUCGUUCGUUGCUGCAAACAUUCGGACCAACGUACCAGGUUUUCGUUGCACCCUACGCCCCUGACGUUGUGAACGUGAAAUACAAGAAAGCGAGACCCUUGUUAAUAAAACAUCGACCGCACCCAAGUUUGUACUCCGAUGGAGCUGCUAAUGUGGCCGUGUCGAAUGGUCCCAAGAAAAACCCGACGACAGAGAAACGCGUACCGCAAAAAAAUAUCGAAAACGAGCCACAAGUAAAGCAGCAGCCGCAGCAAGAGCAACUCCAAAAAACAAAACAGGAUUUGAAAGAGCUACAGAACAAACCGCAAGCUCCGAAUCCUCCGGAAAAAAAGUCGAAUCGUGCUGCCGUGCCGGAGAAUACAAAGAAAGCGGUGCAUCAACAACUACAACAGCGAGAGCAGAACCAGGGGCCCAAUCCUACAAAAGCAUCCAAUGCUUCUCCGCAACAACCAUCCUCGACGCUAUUGAAGAGAAUUCAAAAGAAGGCAGCGACGACGAAGCGGACCAUUGCGUUCGAUCCUUUCCCGCCGGUUGGCAGCAAGGUGGCCAUUUCGUCCGUUUCGAAGAAAUGGCUGCACAUUCACGAGGUGUACGGUGGGAAUGAUGAUCCGUUCCUGAGUUACAUAACGCGUUGCAUGAAGCAUGCGGAUGAGAUAGAUGAGGAACUGCUGCAACCACCGCAAGAGGGUGACAUUGUGUUCGCUCCGUUUGACGGUUAUUUCUACCGUGCCGUCGUCACGAAGGUCGAAGGAUACAAUGGUACCGUGGUGUUCCCUGAUUUUGGAAACUUGGUAACCCUCCCUUGGCGCCAGAUGAAGGAAAUUCGCGACGCUUCUGUGAAGUAUGCCAACUGCCUAACGCAUGCCGUUGUUCUUCGUGAAGGAGCGCCGUUUACAAAGGCUGUGAAACAUUUCCUCAACGAGCUGGUCGAGGCGCACCAGUUUGAGUUAAUGCUUGUGGAGGACGGUCCCACGUCGGGUGUUAAAACGGUGGAGUUGCGUCACGUCGAGUCACAGUAUCUUUUGGGCGCCAAAGUGCGUUCCAUGACAACCCCACGGCAGUGAAAACGAUCAAGCUCGAGGCAACGGAUCAGUUUAAUCGGAACGAAUACUUAGGAGAGCCCGAACAUAACUAUGGAUGUUUGGUAAACUUCGAAGGCGCCUGGAUCCGGGCGGUCAAGCUAACUGCGGACUGUGAAAAUCAAUUCUUUUUGAUAGACCUGGGACUCUUCUCCCAGCUUGACAAAUCGUGCCCCAAGCGCCGAUACACCUCAGGGCUCACAAGGAAGCUUUUCUGUUCGGAAUAUCAUAUAGAAAAUACUGGAUUUCUUUAUGAAGGUUAAAGCAAAGGUGUACUUGGAUGAAGAAUCUGAACUAUUUCGUAUGAAAAUCAUUUCUAUCAUUAAUCGUUAAACGCAGAAAACAUAAAGCAUUUUAGUGACAUAGAUGAUGUG